AUGAUUCAAUUGUUGGCAGGGGAGGUGAAAAGCUCAAUUAUUAGUAGAAUCAAAGAAGCCAAAUAUUUUUCAGUUAUACUUGACUGUACUCCAGAUGUAAGUAAUGAGGAACAUAUGUCUCUUGUAUUAAGAAGUGUCAAUGUUUCGGCUACUCCUAUUGUGGUUGAAGAAUAUUUUCUAGAAUUCUUAAAGGUAUCUGACACAUCAGGUCUUGGAGUGCUUAAUGAACUUCUAACUGCAUUGAAGACUCUUGGACUUGAUGUUAAUGAUAUAAGAGGACAGGGGUAUGACAAUGGAUCCAACAUGAAAGGAAAAAACAACGAGCAUGUGACAGGUCUUACCGUUAAGCCAUUAUCAGAAACUCGUUGGGAAAGUCGUGUGGAGAGUGUUAAAGCAAUAAGGUAUCAAGCUCCAGAAAUAAGAGAAGCUUUGAUUCACUUGGUGAAUGGUAAAGAAGAUGUCAAGACAAAAAGUGAUGUUGAGACUUUAGCAACAUAUAAUCUUCAGAAUUUUGAGUUCUUGUUCGGUAUGAUUAUAUGGUAUGAAUUGUUACAUGCUGUUAACAAUGUCAGCAAAGUUCUGCAAACUGAAGAUAUGCAUGUUGAUACUGCCAUCACAGAAUUGGAACGUCUUCUUUCCUUUCUUCAAAAGUUUAGAGAAACCGGAUUUGAGGAGUCCUUGAUUGAAGCUAAAGAGAUUGCAAGUGAGAUGGGGAUUGAACCGGUAUUCAUGGAAAAACGGACAAUUCACAAAAAGAGACAAUUCACAAAAAGAGACAAUUUGGUGAAAGCUCUAGCGAAGCGGUUUGAGCAAUUUAAGACUUUUGAAGAGAAUUUUGGGCUUUUGUUUGAUUUGGACAAGUUAAGGUCUACAAAUAGAGAUAGUUUGAAGAGUUUUUGUGCUAACCUUACAAAUUUAUUGAAGCAUGGCGAGAUUUCUGAUCUUAAUGAAGAUGAUCUAUAUCAUGACUUACGAAUGUUGAGUGAAGAUUUACCCAAUGAAACAAAAAGAGCUAUUGAUGUGUUGAAUUAUAUAAAAGAAGUUGAUGGCUGUUAUCCAAAUGCUUGGAUUGCUUAUAGGAUUUUGCUAACUAUACCAGUCACAGUUGCAUCUGCAGAAAGAAGUUUUUCAAAGUUGAAAUUGAUCAAAUCUUACCUUCGGUCUACUAUGUCACAAGAGAGAUUGAGUGGUUUGGCUAUGAUAUCUAUUGAAAAAGAUAUUGUUGGAAAACUUGAUUAUGUAAAUUUGAUUAGUACCUUUGCAUCUAAAAAUGCAAGACGAGUCAUAUUUCAGUGA
Molecule: messenger RNA, 1296 nt
Organism: Rosa rugosa (rugosa rose)
Lineage: Eukaryota; Viridiplantae; Streptophyta; Magnoliopsida; Rosales; Rosaceae
Exons: 3
Coding region: 1-1296 (431 amino acids)
Molecular function (GO): protein dimerization activity
Source: RefSeq, a predicted model, not a curated record